GCCGUAGCACUACCUAAAUUGCGCAAGAGAGGGCAGGUCCGUCCUCCGCCUCCUCCUCACACGUUUCUCUGACCAGACUGGACCAGCCAUUCAUUUAGCGUUUGCUGAAGCUGCAGCAUUCCCUCCGUAUCCUUUGGAGUGCAGCAAUGUUUUCCUGUAGAGCGGCCUGGCAAAGGUGUGGGCCUUUGGCACGGAGAGCAGCUUACAGGUUGCCCCGGGAUGUUGUGCAGCGACGGCCGAUGUCCUCACUUCCUGGUGGUUCUGGUGAGAACAUAGUCUACGCCUUGCUGUGUGGUGGAGCCUUCGUUGGUGGUGUGUCCUAUGCGUACAUCACUGUGACCUCCGACAAUGCCAGGUACAAUGAACGUCUCUCAGAAAUCAGAGCCAGACCCAAGACAGAGUGGGUACCUAAACCAUGGCCACCUAAGAGCAAAGAUGAAGAAGAGGGUGAAGAGGAGGAGGCUGCCAGUGGAGAGGCAGAGGCCGGGGAGGAGGAGGCAGCUGCUGCUGACAGCGAGCCAGAGGCCGUUGUGGAGGAAGUGGCCGAGGUAGUCGCAGAGGCCGCUGAAGCCGUCGCAGAGGUGGCUGAGGGUGUCGCGGAGGCUGCGCAGGAAGUGGAGAAGGUUGCAGAGGAAGUAGCCCAAGUGGCCGAAACUGUCGAGGAAGCUGCCCAGGCUGUCGCAGAGCUAGCCACCACUGACGCAGAGGACUCCGAAAGCAACGUGCUGCUGGCAGCUGCCUCUACUCUAGAGAUACCGAAGACAGCUGAAGUAAAGGAAGACUUGACACCUGGUGACGUUAAGGUUGCACCAGAGGGAGAGACCCUAGCACCAGUAGAAUCAAAGCCUGUUGAAGAAAUUGCUACAGUUGAGGCCCCUGCACCUCUAGAAGAAACUCCUGCACCAGUGGAGGUUGCACCAGUGGUUGAAGAGGCCCCCGCACCAGUGGAGGUUGCACCAGUGGUUGAGGAGACCCCUGCACCAGUUGAGGUUGCACCACUGGUUGAAGAGGCCCCCGCACCAGUGGAGGUUGCACCAGUUUUUGAAGAGGCCUCUGUGCCAGUGGAGGUUGCACCACUGGUUGAGGAGACCCCUGCACCAGUUGAGGUUGCACCACUGGUUGAAGAGCCCGCUGCGCCAGUGGAGGUUGCGCCAGUGGUUGAAGAGGCUGCUGUGCCAGUGGAGGUUGCACCAGUGGUUGAAGAGGCCGCUGCGCCAGUGGAGGUUGCACCAGUGGUUGAAGAGGCCGCUGCGCCAGUGGAGGUUGCACCAGUGGUUGAAGAGGCCUCCGUGCCAGUGGUUGAAGAGGCCACUGCGCCAGUGGAGGUUACGCCAGUGGUUGAGGCGACCCCUGCACCAGUGGAGGUUGCACCAGUGGUUGAAGAGGCUCCCGCACCAGUGGAGGUUGCACCAGUGGUUGAAGAGGCUCCCGCACCAGUGGAGGUUGCACCAGUGGUUGAAGAGGCUCCCGCGCCAGUGGAGGUUGCACCAGUGGUUGAAGAGGCCACUGCGCCAGUGGAGGUUGCACCAGUGGUUGAAGAGGCCACUGCGCCAGUAGAGGCUUCCCCUGUGGUUGAAGAAACCCCUACACCAGUGACACAAGAGCCACUCACCCCGGUAGUCACCACAGCUCUAGCUGAGGAACCAACCACCACCACAGCUGUGGAAGAAGUUACAGCAGCCCUUACAGCAGAAGUAGCCAGCCCUGUGGUGGAGGCAGCAGCUGCAGCUCCUGUGGAAUCCUUGGCAGAAGAUCCCAACAAAGAGUACAUUGUAGUUGUUUUGGAGGGAACAGCUAAAGCAGAAAAGAGGCCGAAGGUGCUAGGAGUGGGGCCCAUGACUGGCAGAAUCAUCCCAGCUCCAGAUGAUGAUGAUGUCCCAGUUUCUGAGGGUAAACGACGUCUUCUUAGGAUGCAAAUGCAGUAGUUCCAACUAAGUAAACAGCUCCUGAAUGAUGACUUUCUGUCCUGCGGAAGAAGAGGAUGUGCCUUUCUCCACCACUUUCCCUUCCUUCUUUUACCCCAAAACACAUUGGACUAAUAUGUAGUUUCACUGUGAAGGCACACAGACACACUCACACACGCAUACAGUGUUAAGAUCAAUGCUCUCAAUGCAGACUUUAUAGUCCCAGAUAAACCUCUGAAGUUUAUCUUUUAGUAGUUUCAAUAACUUUUCUUGUAACUUCUGUGAAUUGCAAUCUGUUUACAGAUGUGGACAAAACUGAGCCAUUCAGUCACCCUUUCUUCUUACUGUUACAGUUUACUGCCUCAAAAACCACUCCAUGGUCACCUUAAUACUCACUGCCACUUCCUGUUAGCCUAAUCACUGCCCAGCCACCUACCUAUACCUACAGUGUUAUCUCUUCAAGCAAGGGGUGUUUUGAUUCACCAGCAUUCUUUACACUUCUCUUUGUGUGAACAUGAACAGUUGGAAACACUUGCUGUAGUUAAUGUACAAAGAAACACUGAACAUGUGUGCAGGGGCUACUUUGCUACCUCAGUUUUCCUCAAGUUUUCAGUCUUUGAGAUGACACUUCAGACCUCUUUUUGAUGCUAUCACAGUGUUAACAGUUCCAAAGCCACUGUCUUCAAUAAGCACAUCCUCCUCCUUUUGAAAGUGUAAUUUAAUACUGAAACACACAGAAACUGCUGCACGGCUCUUGUUGGAUUGAAACUCUCAAGCAUGAUUCACUUAUGGCUGCACCCCAGUUGGUGUUGUCACAGCAGGUAUUUUGGACAUCAGUAAUUGGGGUGUACCCAGAAAUGAAACAAAUGUUGAAAAUUUCAACCCAUAGAGACACAGCAGGUGAUUUUUCUUUACAUUCAGCAGUGGGUUACCUUUAAGGGAGAGUUUGUUCCUAAUUAUUUUUCGUAUAUAAUUUGAGUAUACAGUGAAUAUUCAACAUGUUGAGGACAUCCUCCUGUUGUUAUCCAUAUUCACUCAUGUCAAAAAGUUCUUCUCAUGUCCGCUUUACCCACAUACACUUUCAGCUCAGCUAUUGAUGUAGAUUUCAGAAUCUCGAUAAGGGAUACUGGCUUUUACAUAGAUUGAUAAUCAGUGUACUGAAUAUUUUUUUAAUGUACGUUUAAGUUUAGCUCAGCGCCAUGGUUCGGUGAGGAAGUUUGUCAGGAUGUUUGGUAAGGGAAUUAAUGGACAGCAUCAUGUUCUGUCAGUCCUCUCUUUUCUGUCCUUUCUAAGAGCUUUUUGUUUGUAGCAGUCCGACCUGUGUGGAUGUGUAAUUUAAGGUCUUCCAGCAAGUAUGAACAGUCAUGAUACUGAUGUGACAUGACAUUUGUGUGUGUAGGAUGUGUUGCAGUAUGUCUGAAGAAAAGUCUCCAAUGUGAAAUGCUUUGACAGCUCUGUUGUAGUUCUCUCUUCUUGGAUUUUCUCAUCUCAACUAUUGAGUUUCUUGCUUUCUUAGCUUGCCAUACUGCAUUUGAAACAGAUCUGGGAUCACUGAAGGAAGAAGUGAAAUUAGUAUAUAUUUUUAAAAAUGGAAAUUAGAUUCAGAAAAGUACACUUGGUCUGUCCUCAGUGCUCGCCGGCAGGUUUCUAUGAAAGGUAGUGAGUGGAUACCUUUGAUUGAGUGAAGGGGAAGCAACUGUGACUGUGAAACAUCACUGUUUUCCUGUUAAAAAUAAAGAGGGAUUAAAUAUA
Lates calcarifer (barramundi perch) is the source of this 3656-nucleotide messenger RNA. It is a transcript of the gene mgarpa, whose product is annotated as mitochondria localized glutamic acid rich protein a. Gene Ontology annotation, biological process: anterograde axonal transport. Gene Ontology annotation, cellular component: mitochondrion. The transcript is spliced from 8 exons. The record is from RefSeq and is a predicted model, not a curated record. Lineage: Eukaryota; Metazoa; Chordata; Actinopteri; Centropomidae. The coding region runs from base 147 to 1925 and encodes 592 amino acids.